Xylaria bambusicola is the source of this 2280-nucleotide messenger RNA. Its product is annotated as amino acid permease-domain-containing protein. NCBI's taxonomy places the organism in Eukaryota, Fungi, Ascomycota, Sordariomycetes, Xylariales, Xylariaceae. Gene Ontology annotation, biological process: transmembrane transport. Gene Ontology annotation, molecular function: transmembrane transporter activity. The record is from RefSeq and is a predicted model, not a curated record. The transcript has 6 exons. Bases 343 to 2028 code for a protein of 561 amino acids. Gene Ontology annotation, cellular component: membrane.
AUCUCUGCAGCAGCCACCAGAGAUAAAUCCUUGUCGAUUUCUUCUGAUCGGCCUGCGGGAGUUACACCGCAGGCAUUCAGUAACCCAACACGGCAGAGCAGGCCGGUAUUGGUCAAUAUAGUAUGUAGUUCAUCUAGGGUUGGUACCGUAUAUGAUGCUAGUGACGCCCACUUGACGUCUGUCUGUUUCAUUUUGGUUCCCAUUUACUUGCAGCGACCAUUAGACGUCCCAUCCACUCCAACUUCAAUCGGUCCUGGAUAGAGCCGCGCGCUUUAACACGGUGAUAAAUAGCACUGUGGAUAACGCCCAUCUACUAAGCCGCCGAUAUUCAACAAGCCCUCAAUGUCUGCAAGCCGAGAGGUAGGCGGCGGCCACCCACAUGGAGAGCAUGCGCCCGCCGUCACCACAGUAUUCGCGGAUGGUGAUGUACCAGACAAUAUCUCCGGCAUGUCGGAGGAUGAAGCAGCACUGGCUGCGCUGGGAUACAAACAGGAAUUCAAGCGCGAGUUCUCAGCCUGGACUUCAUUCGCCGUCAGUUUUGCCGUGAUGGGAUUGCUACCUAGCAUCGCCUCAACUAUGUGGUAUGGCAUCGGCUAUGCCGGGCCUGCUGCCAACACAUGGGGAUGGCUCGUCUCCGUCAUAUUUAUCAUAUGCAUUGCAUUGUCCAUGGCCGAGCUAGCAAGCAGUAUGCCAACAUCUGGCGGGCUAUAUUACGCAGCAGCCGUUCUCGCGGGUCCGAAAUGGGGUCCUCUAGCAGCUUGGAUAACAGGAUGGUCGAACUGGUUCGUCCAAGUCACCGGAUCUCCCAGUGUCAACUAUGGCGGAGCGGGUAUGAUACUGGCUGCAGCAAGUAUCGUCAACCCAAGCUACGUUCCAACUCAAUAUCAAACUUUCCUCCUUACCACCUUUCUCAUGAUCGUCCACGCGUGCAUCAGCAGUAUGCCAACGCUGUGGGUCGCACGCUUCAACUCAGUUGGGACUGCUAUAAAUCUUCUCGCGCUCUUCAUCAUAAUAAUCAUCAUUCCAACUACAACGCACAAUGUACCAAAAUUUCAGCCUAGCCGAGUAGCUUGGGGUAUCGAGAACUUCACGGACUGGCCGGACGGAGUUGCAGUCUUGAUGUCCUUCCUAGCGAUCUGUUGGACAAUGAGCGGUUACGAUGCUCCCUUUCAUCUCGCUGAGGAGUGCUCCAACGCCGCGAUCGCUUCUCCGCGAGCCAUUGUGAUGACAGCUGUCUCAGGCUCUGUUCUAGGUUUCAUUCUGAACACCUUGAUCGCGUAUACUAUCACCGACAUCGAUGCUGUUAUUAACUCGGAUCUUGGACAGCCAUGGGCUGCAUACCUGGUCCAGGUGCUGCCUAAGAAUGCCGCGCUCGCCGUGCUUGCUCUGACCAUCGUCUGUGCGUUUUCCAUGGGACAAGGCUGCAUGGUCGCAGCAUCACGCGUCUGUUUUGCGUAUGCCCGUGACGAUUGCUUCGGAGUGUUCAGCAAGCCCCUGAAGCGCGUCAACAAACAUACCCUAACACCCGUAAAUGCCGUAUGGUUUAACACAAUCAUUGGAAUCCUUCUUCUGCUCUUAAUAUUCGGCGGCACGGCAAUUGAUGCCAUUUUCAGCAUUGGCGCGGUUGCUGCAUUUAUCGCCUUCACCAUCCCCAUCUUCAUCAAGAUCGCGGUUGUACGGAAUAACUUUAAGAGGGGCCCAUGGCACCUUGGCCCGUUCAGUUUGCCUAUCGGCAUUGCCAGCUGCGCUUUCGUACUCGCCAUCGUACCGUUCUUCAACUUUCCUGCUGUCCACGGAAAUAAUCUUACACCUGCAGACAUGAACUGGACGGGUUUGGUUUAUGGUGCGCCGAUGCUAUUCGUUAUUAUCUGGUUCUUCGUGGACGCACACAAAUGGUUCAAAGGACCCAAGAUCAAUAUCAAUCACCGCAUGCACUCUAUUGCGAUCGAAGGCGUCGAAGUAUCUCCAAAGAAGGCUGAUUUUGACCUUGAAAGCAAUGGUUCUAUUUCCGGGUCUUCAUCUAAAUGAGCGAAGCGCCUUAUCCAACACCCUUGAACAACAAUAAAGAUACAAGUACAAUCUGCGGGCAAUAGAACCAUAUACAGAUUAAAUGGAACUAGCUUGAUACCACCCCAAGACGUUAUGUUUCCAAAUCAGUUUGUAGCAUCCGUAUACACAAGGAGCGUUCAUGGAUCUGUACAAAGGACAUCCCCGUGCACAUAGCUGGAAGCGAGUAACGUGUUCGAAAGUCGUCUAUUCACUUGCACAUUUUUAUGCUGC